This is a messenger RNA of Musa acuminata AAA Group (dessert banana), 867 nucleotides long. Its product is annotated as WRKY transcription factor SUSIBA2-like. The transcript has 6 exons. NCBI's taxonomy places the organism in Eukaryota, Viridiplantae, Streptophyta, Magnoliopsida, Zingiberales, Musaceae. The record is from RefSeq and is a predicted model, not a curated record. Gene Ontology annotation, molecular function: sequence-specific DNA binding; DNA-binding transcription factor activity. Gene Ontology annotation, biological process: regulation of DNA-templated transcription. The coding region runs from base 1 to 867 and encodes 288 amino acids.
AUGUCGCCGGCUCAACUCCGGAUCGCGCGGCGCCGUGCUUUACGAUACACCCUGGGUUUAGCCCCCCCCGCUCUCCUCGAAUCCCCCAUCCUCCUUACCAACACGAAGGUUGAGCCUUCUCCAACUACUGGAACCCUCAAUAUGUCCUCUGCCAUGGAUAAAACUAUUUGUUCAGACACCUUAUCUUCUCAAAGGCAUACUUCUGAUGUCAGUGCAUAUGAUGGAAGGAAUCCUGAAGAUUUUCAGUUCAAACCUCAAGUUGGAGCAUCUUAUAGUCUAGGCCUAUCUUCAUUAAGACCUAUCUCUGAGAUAGGUAACAAUAUGACCAUGUUUUCUGGAGGCCACUCAGAGCAGGUUUCUGCAGGCUUGAUCAAAAAAGAGCAUGAGCCUUCUAUGCAGAGUCAAAAUCAAUCUCAAGGUCAGAACCCGGUUGCGUCUGAAAAUGAAUCAAUUCUAUCAGAAUCUGUUCCGAAUUCAGCUAUUGAAGUAACCAAUUUGAGAGUUUAUCUGCCAGCUGAAGCAGCUUCUGAAGAUGGUUAUAACUGGAGAAAGUAUGGGCACAAGCAUGUCCAAGGUAGUGAAUAUCCUCAGAGCUAUUACAAAUGCACACAUCCUACUUGUGAAAUGAAGAAACAAAUGGAACGUUCUCAUGAUGGAAUGGUCACUGGAAUCAUCUAUAAAGGUCAUCAUGAUCAUCCUAAGCCCCAAUCUAGUCGUCGUUUAGCAGCUGGUACAAUGCUCUCCUGCCAUGAAGAGGAAAAAACUGAUAAAUUGUCUUCUUUAAUGAGUGUUGAAGAUGAGUCAACAAAUGCACCUGACCACACGUAUCAUCAGAUUGAUCCAAACAGUAUUACUGAGUCUCCUUAA